Psylliodes chrysocephalus is the source of this 3272-nucleotide messenger RNA. The record is from the annotation of a GenBank genome assembly. NCBI's taxonomy places the organism in Eukaryota, Metazoa, Arthropoda, Insecta, Coleoptera, Chrysomelidae.
CGAAUGUUGCUGUCAUUUUUCAGUUUUCGCUAGUUGCUCAGCCGUGUUCGUCGCUCCGCGCCUUUAGCUAAAAAAAUGUAGUUUAAUGCCAUAAAAACGUAGUUUUUUAGUAGUGUAAAGAAAUCUGUUGAAAGAAAUAAUGCUAUUUUUAUAUGUGGAAUGUAUUUUUAACGGUAUGUGAAAGAUUUCAAGAGAUAAAGUCAGAAUAUGUUUGACUUUUGUUGGCAGAAAGUAUUUUGUUUAAUAUUUUUAGAUUGAAAUUUGCAAAUAUUUUAUUGUGAAUCAUGGAUGAAAAUACCGAAAAUUCCCCAUCUAAGGUUCCAGACUCUCCUAAACCCCUGGCUUUUACAAUUGAUUUUGGAAAUACUCAAAAUUCUGAUGUGCAAACCUUAAGACAAAAAGCUUUAGCAGAAAAAUUUCAAAAAAGGCAUAAAAGAGGCCAGUCGUUGUCUAAAUUGGAAGAGUCUCCAACUACAACACCUCCGAAACAACAUCCCCUGACAGGCAACCUGCCCAGAAAGUCAAGUUUUCAAUCCGAGGGGUAUUUUUCUUCAGAUGAAAAACCAGAUAGAGUAAAAAGUGCAAAUGCAAGAAUCGGGAGUGCUGGUUCCAAACGCAGUGAUUUAUCUCUUGCUUUAAAAAAUACUACAUCAGAGCGAAUGACACAAUCAUUUCCAAAUCCUACCCUUCCAUGUAUAACUAGCCCAGAGAUAGAAUUGAAAGACGUGUCUAGUCCAGAGUUAGAUAUUUUAAGCCCUUUUAGUCCUAUAGAAAAAUCAAUUAGUCAAGAAAGUUCGAGUAAUUCCGCAAAAAAGGCACAAUUUUUAAGCCCAGAAUGUGAAAAGUUAUAUAUUGGAGAAAAUAGUGAACAAGAAAUAUUUAUAGAUGGUGCAGAGUUUGAUUUUGAUAAGUCUGAUAGUGCUAGUGAUACUGGUACUUACACAUUAGAUACAGAAAAGUAUUCUGAAGAACAAAAAGCCAGGAUGAGCAUUGAUAGGGAAUUUAAAAUUGAGCAAGUUUCUGUUCAAAAGAAAACUGAGGAGUAUGUUAAAAGCUUAGCUACAAUGAGAGAUAAUGUUCUGCUAAAUGCUGCAAUGAUGAAUCAAAGAAAUGUCAAGGAACAAGAAGUAUCAAAGGGUAUCCAAGGAAUUAAAUUAAACUCUAACACAGGGUUAAAAUCUCCAAGAUCACCAACUUUGAAGAAAUUCAGUGGUAUUACCCAAAUUCAGCCACAUGCUAAGCUCUCUCCAAUAUUGUCCCCAACACAAAACAUAUCUAUUACAGAUAUCGAACAUGUUGAGGAUGAACCUCUUAAUAAUAGUAACUGUGAUUUAAAUAAUACCUUUACAAAAAUUAUGUUUCCUAGUCCUAACGCUAAAAGAGAUGGUUUGAAACAGAAUUAUGAUCAAGGCUCUGUCAUAUCAGUGACCUCUAGUGGUGCUUUUAAAAAAGUGGAAAAGAAAGAUAAACUGUCAAGUCUCACAAAAUCUGAGGUACAAGUUCAAGCUUAUAUAGAUGGAAAAAGUUAUAGUGAUGGUUUUCAUGAGCCUAUUUUUCAUAGAGAAGGUAAAAAAAUAGCCCCUAAAUUAACUACGACUAUAGUCAAUGUGCAAAGCAUUGAUGUACAAAGUUCUGUGGAUUCUAGUGGCGUUGUAAGUGCAAAUAUUGUUGUAACACCAAAAAGUAUCAAUAAUCUUCCCCCUGCAAUUGGUGGUUAUUCAGCAAAAGGACCUUCAACCAAAAUUCCAUCACCAACACAUAUGGUUUCACGUCCACGAAGUAGAAAUAGUAUCAGCUCUUUAAACAUAGACUUUUCUGAUAGUUCAUUGGAUACAGACACCAUUUUAAAGCCAACUCAAAACUAUAUAAAUUCCCUGCAACAAAGAUUAUCUCUUGAUAGUGACCCAGACAGUGAUUAUGAUGUUAGGACUCAACUAAACAACACUGCACAUCUUUUAAAGCAAAAAGCUUCACAUACUAGACACAAUUCCCUAGAUGAUAGAACUAUGAAUAUUUCUAAUAAACUAGAACAUUUUCAGAACAAAAAUCUAAUGACUAUUGAUCAAACUUACUCAAAUUUGUUAAAUCAAUAUUCACAAAACAAAGUUAUGCACAAAAUACAGAAUUCUCCUAAUAAUUCACCCAUACGUAGAUCGAGCAGCUUCAGUACUAAAAAUCAAAUUCUUUCCUCAAAAAACACCAAUGUUGUUCAAAAAGAAUCAAACAUUCGAAAUUCUCCAAAUUUGACCCGAAAUACUUCUGUUCAUAGAAGUGCUUCUACAGCUUCUAUCAAGCCCAACUAUAUUAUUAAUAGGAGAGGUAGUAGUGGACAUCAAAAGAUAGACAGAAGUCAAUUUGGUGAUACAGAGUCUAGUUCUGAGGAGGAUUUCGAAAAGAACAAUCAGAAACGCAAAGACUUAUCUAACAUAACAAAUACCAGAUGCAAUAGGACCUUCAGUUUGCGAAGGGCCCGCGCCGACAACGAAUCUGCUUUACAGCUCAAAUGUCCAAAUACUCCGGAGAUGAGAAGGAAAUCUUUUCAGCCGGAGUUGAAACAUGAACGUGCAAUUUCUGUAGAUAGGAAGCCAAUGAAAACCAACGAGAUUCAAAGUAGAUAUUUGAUGAAUAUUAGCAAGAAAUCCCUCGCGCCCUUAACCCAUAAGGAUUUAAAAAUUGUGCCAAAAGUGACAAAUGCAAGUAAACCUGCAGCGCCUGGGCGACCACAAACUUUUACAAGGACAGAUACUGGUAGAGUUAGUAUGCGAAUGUUAAAACCGCCCAUUACGAAUAACGUUUCGAAGGGACUGAAGAAAGACCCAAGUGGAAAGAAGCAAGGUGGCAUGCGCAGCAACUCUUCCCUCACGAGCCGCGAAGUAGAAUUCCAGAAUUGGAAGAGGCGGAAAAGCUACGAUCCGAUGAAGGCGGCCGCUGAAGGAAAGAAGAAGGAACAGGCCAAACGACAAAGCCUUGGAGUAGGUCAAAACGCCAUGACUCAAUCUUGUACAGAGGCGAAUCACAGUCAGGAUAGCUCACCGUCCCAUUCUAGUUCUGUACACCGAUCACAGAGCUUCCACGGUACAGCUGCCCUCGAGCAACUGAUUAGUUCGGAGGAAGAGGAAGAAGAAGAUCUGACUUUAUCCGCCGAUGAAGGCUUCAGCCCUCCAACGCCUAGCCCGUGCGAAUUGAGCCCUGCGAGAGCCACCUUGAGGCACACAUUGUGGGAACGAAUCCGACAUUAGACCAUGACUAAUUUAAUGUAAUUAGAAAACGAG